UUGUUUUUGUUUUUAUAAAUUCAUGGUGAAUAUGCGAUCAGUAUUAUCUUCAGGCUCUUUUGUCUUCUAAUAUGUGCAUCUAAAGCUCAAAAUUUACCUUUCAGCUCAUCUUUUCGUACAUCCCGUAAGCUUGAAUAUGUAGUAUUUUGAUUUUCAUUCAGAUUGGCGUGAUUUUGAAUUUAGUUCAAUUAGAAUUUGAAUUAGAGAAUUUACUUUUUUAAAUAGAAGUUUUCCCUUUUUUCUUCAUUAGAAAAGCAACACAGAUUCAUUAAACAAAUCCCUAAAGUAAAGAAACAGAAAACGUGGAUGUGCAAUGAGGACAGUACAGUGUCCAUGCCGCCAUCAUAGAGGUGAAGUUUAAGCAGUUUAUGCAUUUUCUUUCAGGCCUUUUUAUGCAUAUUAAUUCAGUGUGCCAUUAUUGUUUAAUAGAUGGGAUUUCGACUGCAAACUCUUAUAACUUCUUUUCUCUUUUCCAGAUAGUAACAUAUUUGCUUUCCUAAAACUUCUUUCUUCUCCUUUGAAGUCCUUCAUGGAGGUGUGCCCUUAGGGAUGUGGGAGGAUUGUGAGUCAGUUACAAACACUCCUCUUAGCUCAUGCCUGCAGAUCCAUCCCUGCCUUCAAGGUGCUCAUGGUCUGACGGAAUCAGACGCAGGUGUGGGGAUGGCUGAUGACACAGAGCUGCUCUUGGGAAGAUGGUUACAGGACAGCAGCUGCAGAGCAGGAAUGCAAGAAGCCAAGAGAAGCGCCACGCAGAGGGAGAGGCAGCCUCCCGGGAGUGUGCCAGCUGAUGGAGCUCAGCACUGCCUGAGAAGGAGCCGUUUCCUAUCACCCUCCAGCACACUGAAAGUCUUGUGUGCCCCCUGCAGGUUAUCGCCAUGAUCAAAGGCUUGCAGGUGCUGAUGGGCAGGAUGGAGAGCGUGUUCAACCAUGCCAUCCGGCACACUGUCUACGCCGCGCUGCAGGACUUCUCGCAGGUCACCCUCAGGGAGCCCCUCAGGCAGGCCAUCAAGAAGAAGAAUGUCAUCCAGAGUGUCCUGCAGGCUAUCAGGAAGACUGUGUGUGACUGGGAGACAGGGCACGAGCCCUUCAACGACCCAGCCCUGCGGGGCGAGAAGGACCCCAAGAGCGGCUUCGACAUCAAAGUGCCCCGGCGAGCUGUGGGACCCUCCAGCACACAGCUCUACUUGGUGCGCACCAUGGCUGAGUCCUUGAGCUCUGCCGAGCUGCUGAGGCAGCUCAAGUCUCUGGGCAUGGAAAGGCUCUUGCAUGUAGUAAACGCGUUUCUGAGGCAGUCCUACACCUAUCCGCCUCUUUUAACCUUUGGUGAAACACUCCAGCAGUGCUGUGACCUUUCACAGUUGUGGUUCCGAGAGUUCUUCCUGGAGCUGACGAUGGGCAGGAGGAUCCAGUUCCCCAUUGAGAUGUCCAUGCCUUGGAUCCUGACGAACCACAUCCUGGAGACCAAGGAGGCAUCAAUGAUGGAGUACGUCCUCUACUCCCUGGACCUGUACAAUGACAGUGCCCACUACGCCCUCACCAGGUUCAACAAGCAGUUUCUCUACGACGAAAUCGAGGCAGAG
Messenger RNA from Equus caballus (horse), 1580 nucleotides. Lineage: Eukaryota; Metazoa; Chordata; Mammalia; Perissodactyla; Equidae. The record is from RefSeq and is a predicted model, not a curated record.